AUGCAACAAAGCAUUGAUGAAAAGCAAAGCAUCAAAAAUCAGAUAGUGAUAAAGCAAUUCUCUACUGAGGGAGAGAAGAAAAGCAAAGACUCAGAACCACCCGCACUUGCUAAGUAUGAUGAUAUGGUUACAAAAGUCUACACACUUCAGGAAAGCAAAUACUUUCUAAAAAUGUGGAAGCUGAAAGCAGAACAAGCCAAAGACAAACUGCCAGGAGAAGCAAUUUUUUCCCUGGAUGAGGUUCGGGAACACAUUUAUAUCCCAGCCAUAGAGGAUUUUCAAAAAACCUAUUGGUCCCUCAGAGACUCCUUCAUCAGUUUUGGUAACAUUGAAAGGCAAUUUGACAUGCUGAUGAACAAAAAAGAGCUGCUCAAGGAGUUUGAAAUCAUGGAGAGCAGUAUUGGAGAACCAGGCAGUGAGCCCAGUUGGGUGAAGGCUGCAAUGGAUAAGAUUGACAUCUAUGAGACAUUGUCCACAGUGGUGCAGCCUGCCAGAAUGAUCAAUGAGCUACGAAGACAGCUUGGUCUGGAUGGAGAUUUCCAAAUCCUCGAUGACCUGACCAGAUAUGGUGAGGAAUACUUCAAGAACAAGAGACUUGAUUAUAUAACCAAUGAUGUCAAGGAGGUGAAAGAGACUUUGAGUAACUUAUCAACGAAUGUACUGAAUUUCUUGAAAGAACUCCUUCGAUGUACAGAAAAGGCUUUUGUCUCUUGGGUCAAAGAUGUCAUAAAAGACAAAACAGAACUUCCCACGUUUGUGGACUUGGCAUCUAUUUCUGCAGGAGAAAAUGACAUGGACAUCGAUAAAGUGCGGUUCUUCCGAGAUGCUAUCUCUGUCUCUGGGCCCAUCAUUUUUGAUUUGCAAUCUACAUCAGGUUUUAAAGACUUCCAUGAAGCCUUACAUCCCAUCAGAGACGCUAUAGUAAAUGACGAUAAACUUCCGGAGAAGCUAAGGGAUUCCUGUGACAACAAAGAGUGGCUGCAAAUGGUCCAUGACUGCCAUGGGUCUGUAGAGCGCUCCUCUGUAUCUCAAGCUAGAGCCAUCAACAGCAAAGGGAUUUUUAUCAUCUCUGCACCUCAGAAACUUAAGCCUUCUCUUGAUGAUUGUAUUUCAUUGAAACUGCCAGAGGAUGAUGCCAAAAGUGCUUCCCAGCAAGCUGGUACAGGCAAGAAGGUGUACAGCCUUGCUCAGCUCACAGAAUUGCAGAACAAGCUCAUGCUGAUAGCCACAAAGGUUGAACACGGGCAAGAGGAGGUGAAAAGGUUCUUAGAGAUCCUAGAAAAAGUCAGGAUGGUUGGAAAGCUGUAUUUGGAGCUUCUUGAUAUUGGCAACAUCCUUUUCAUAGACUGGAAAGCUGAACUUAAGUGCAGCCACGAGCACAAUAUAAAUAUCUAUGUAGAAUUUGGAAUAUCUGGGGUCCUCGUUCAGAGCAACAGGCCUUUCCUGGAAGAGUUAAGUGGUAUUUGCAAAGCCAUGGAGCGUUGUCUCAUAGAGUGGAAGAAAUAUCUGGAGAUUCAGAGGAACAAUUAUUACCAUCUCAACAUGUUCACUGCUCGCCAGCUUUUCUACUUAUGUAGCAAGCUGGCCACACCGAAUGAAACAGAAGUGGAUUUGCAGGUUCUUAACUUGCUUUCAGUAUUCAAGCAUGACAUUACAAUAGAGGAUAUCAGAGAUGCAUUAAACAAAGCACUCAACACGCCAUCAGAAUCCAUCAAUGUGGUAGGGGAAGAUGACAAAUCAAUGACCUGGUUCAACUACACUGUUAAAUUUCCUCAGCUUAUCCAGGGUCUCGUUGAGUGUGGGUAUGAUGAAUCAGUUAUUAAGGCUGGACUGCAAAGUUACUCCCCAAAUGCUGCCAUUACUGAACAGAUGCUCAUGGAUUAUGCCUUUGACCAUGGCGACAAUGAGGAAGAGAUCGAAGAAUUUAGCAAAUUAUAUGAUGAGCAGAGAGAGGAUUUUCUUCAGGAAUCAAGGAAGUUUAAAAACAGGAGCACAGAAACAGAACACUGUGCUUUCAGCAGUCUUACAAAAGAUGAAUUAGCUGUUUCAUUUGAAGGCUUGCUAUCUAUUGAAGACAAGGUGAAUCUGCUCUGGGAUGCCUACUGCAGCAGGCUCACUGGCCUGGUGUCAGACAGGUACAUCAGUCUGGAUCUUUUUGGUGAAAUGCUAAAACAUUUAGCAACUGUUGAAACCUCUCGUAUUGAGAGAAAUUUACCAGCAGGUGUUGAAGCAGGAAGACCUUGUCUUGUCAUGUGUAAAGAAGAAGAGAUGCUGCGCUACAUGCUGUCUGUCUACCAAUGCACAGAAAAUGCACCUCUUCCAACAUACGAAGAGGUCCUGGUGUGCACGUCUGAGACAGAGGAGGAAGACAUUGAGCUGAUUGUCAGGAGAGCUCUUUCCCUGGGCUCCAAACACAAGAAGAUCUACUGCUUGCUGGGUGCAGACAAAUUGGUUUACAAAGUUUCCAAACAGCUGGAGUUCCAGUUUUUCCACUUGGCGCAGUCCUCCUGUGUCCCUGACUACAGGUUCCUUAUCUUCUGCGAUGCCAAAGCUCACAGUUCUUAUAUUGUCACAGCCUUUGACAACUAUAAAGUUCCUCUUUCCUGUAACUCAGAAGCAGAGAUUCAGCAAUACCUGAGGACACACCUGACGGUAUCCAGUGCACCUGCCAUUCGGGCCUUUGAAAAGCCCUACCAACAGAAUGUAAAGUUUGUGUUUUCAGAGGAAGCCGGCAUGGGAAAAUCUUUGUUUGCGGCAAAUACCAUUAGAAAGGCAAAAGACCUCUUGGAGAAUGCUGGCCUGGCCCACAAAACCAUUCGGAUGACAGAGUCCAAAAUAGAUUUUGGAUUCCUCGUGAAGGAACUUUGCUCACUGGAAGAGAAGCCAACCGAAGCUGUGCCCCGGAUCUUCCAUAUCGAUAUCUCCCCGGUGGUAAGUGUCUUUGGGCUAGAGUCUAGUUCAGGUUCAUGUGCCUAA
Messenger RNA from Alligator mississippiensis (American alligator), 2976 nucleotides. RefSeq names its product E3 ubiquitin-protein ligase rnf213-alpha-like. The transcript has 7 exons. The record is from RefSeq and is a predicted model, not a curated record. NCBI's taxonomy places the organism in Eukaryota, Metazoa, Chordata, Crocodylia, Alligatoridae. Gene Ontology annotation, molecular function: ATP hydrolysis activity; ubiquitin-protein transferase activity. The coding region runs from base 1 to 2976 and encodes 991 amino acids.